UGACAAAAUCAGAUUAAUAUUUAUUUUAUGUGCAGGAUAUAUCUAGCCAUUUAGGGUUUCUGAUAUUUUGGAUCCAUUUCUUGAUUGAUCGGUAAGGAAGAAUGUCAACGAGCAAGAAAAUUAUUCUGAAAAGCUCCGACGAUGAGGCCUUCGAGGUGGAUGAAAUUGUGGCUUUGGAAUCGCAGACUAUUAAGCAUAUAUUAGAGGACGGCUGCGCCGGCGAUGGAAUUCCUCUUCCUAAUGUGACCAGCAAGAUUCUGUCCAAGGUCAUCGAGUACUGCAAGAAGCAUGUCGAGGCCACCAGGGCCGACGAACGUGCUGUUAGCGUCGAUGACGAUCUCAAGGCCUGGGAUGCCGAGUUCGUCAAAGUCGAUCAGGCCACUCUUUUCGAUCUCAUCCUCGCUGCAAACUACCUCAACAUCAGGAGCUUGCUAGACUUGACUUGCCAAACAGUUGCAGACUUGAUUAAGGGCAAUUCACCAGAGGAGAUUCGCAGACUAUUCAACAUUAAGAACGACUUUACUCAAGAAGAGGAGGAGGAGGUUCGUCGGGAAAAUCAGUGGGCUCUUGAGUAAUGUGUUUUUCUUUAUUUGGCUUCCGAAUUGUUCCAGCGUCUGUUCUUUUACCUAUUUUGGUGUCCUUUGAAUCAUGUUAUUUGUGUUAAUACGGUAUAUAUAUUCUCCCAAGUCCCAACCUGUUUCUAUCUCCUUUACCUGUCAAACGUUAUGUUUAGCUAUUACAUUAACAUAAUUUUCACAUGUUUAUGUAACAUUUCUUCUACCUCUUGAUGCUUA
Messenger RNA from Mangifera indica (mango), 794 nucleotides. RefSeq names its product SKP1-like protein 1A. Bases 102 to 575 code for a protein of 157 amino acids. Gene Ontology annotation, biological process: SCF-dependent proteasomal ubiquitin-dependent protein catabolic process. The record is from RefSeq and is a predicted model, not a curated record. Gene Ontology annotation, cellular component: cytoplasm; nucleus. The transcript has 2 exons. Lineage: Eukaryota; Viridiplantae; Streptophyta; Magnoliopsida; Sapindales; Anacardiaceae. Gene Ontology annotation, molecular function: cullin family protein binding.